Fopius arisanus is the source of this 1292-nucleotide messenger RNA. Its product is annotated as plasmolipin. The record is from RefSeq and is a predicted model, not a curated record. The transcript has 5 exons. NCBI's taxonomy places the organism in Eukaryota, Metazoa, Arthropoda, Insecta, Hymenoptera, Braconidae. Gene Ontology annotation, cellular component: membrane. The coding region runs from base 195 to 740 and encodes 181 amino acids.
UGAAUAGUGCGAGUAAUAACUAGGUUUUGAGGCGCAUUCGUAUGUGUUGUGUAUUAAAGAGUAGCUGUACAUAACGGAAAGAAACAAUUCACAGCAUUUGUACAGAGGGUAAUGAAGACUUGAGGGCCAUUAUAAUUUGUCCCAAUUGGAUGAACAAUUGAUUUCAAAAUAUUUCGAAGAGUUAAUCAGUGAAAAUGGAGUCGGGAUUCCCUGGGCAGCACACGACCACAACAACUGUCACCAAUAGCCACACGACACAUGAGAGAAAUAUUCGAAUGGAUAUUUCUUAUAUCAAGACUAUUCCAGGAAUGCUGAAAUGCGGUCAAGUGGUACUAAAUUUCCUCGGAUUUCUCUGCAUCAUAGUGACAAGAUACAGCAACGAGAGCCGUGGGAAUUGGUUCAACACAGUUGCAAUGGGCGGAUUUUGGUUCACCGGAAUUCUCCUUGUGAUGUAUAUUUUUCAUGUCGUUGAAAAAUUCUACAAAAUACCCUGGAUCAAGAUAGAAUUGAUCUUCUGUGGAAUCUGGACUGUAUUUUAUCUUUUGGCUGCUGCCCUAGCAGCUGAUCAUGGUAGAGUCAGUGAAGGAUAUGGAGCAGCUGCGUUCUUUGGCUUCUGUGCGAUGAUUGCUUACGGAUUCGACACAGUUUUGAAGUUCAGGGCGUACAAAACAGGUGCCCCUGCCCAGGGACAGCACGAAACGACAAAACAAACCUCCACAGUCACAUCUCCCGCAUAUUGAGCCACUGAAAAAUAAUCAACACACCGAUUGCGUUUAAUUUUCGAUUGUUUAUCUCUAGACGCGAUUGAUUACACAAUUAUCUCGUUACAUUACGCCAGAUAUUUAUUGAGAGAACUCGCCAUUGCCUAUAUCUCGCAUUUUUUUUUACAAAUGAUAAUCUAUUGAGACGUGAUUGCCUCAUUGAGAUUGUAUAUAUCGUUUUAAAUGAGUGCUGCGAAUUUCUCUAACUCGCUAUUUGAAAUAAGUAAUAUACAAAAAAAUAUUACUUGAUAUUUAAUCCUAUUUUAGAAUUACUCUAAUUCACCAACUAAAACGAUCCAACGAAUUCCACCAUAAGCCACUUAUUUAUCAGCAGCGAAGUGUAAAAGUGAGACAAUUAAAAUUUUCAAUUUUUUCACCUGCAAUGAAUAAUUAUCGAGAUUAAUCGAUAAUUAUAAAUAAUUAAAUAAUUCACUGUCUCACUUAAAUCUUCGUCACUGCUAUGUAAAUAUCAAUGCUUAAUAAAUAAAAUAAUAAUAAUAAUCGAAGGGAGGAAUAAAUCGAGAAAGAUUA